AUAAACAAAAUAAAAAAUAUGUACACGACGUUUAUUUACGACAAUUCAAGGUGUGAUAGUUUGUUUUUGCAACGGUCAAGCAACCACGUGACAUGUCGCCCCAGCACCGCCCCUCGCGUGACGACGUCUUCCUCCUUCCUUUCCGUCUCGCCCUCCGCUGCUAGCAGAGUUAGCACGAGCAGUUAGCGCCCAGCAGCUGUCGGUGGCACUCAGUCGGUCCGAGCGGUGCUGCGUUUGUGAUUCGUAACCGUGUCCUCCUUCCCUCCCGUAGAUACACCGUGAACGGCCGGGAGCCCGCUGCUUCAUCUCCUCGGGCCACCGUUAACCUGCGGUCACUUUUCGCUGUCCUCGCCGUCACGACAGGAAGACGCUCUGGGACAUGGCCAGACCCGAACAGGUCCUGGGGCUUGAGCCGCAACAUGAACUCAAAUUCAGAGGCCCCUUUACAGAUGUGGUCACUGCCACUCUGAAGCUCACCAACCCCACGGAUAGAAAUGUGUGUUUCAAAGUCAAGACGACAGCGCCUCGCAGAUACUGUGUGCGCCCAAACAGUGGCAUCAUUGACCCUGGAAACUCCAUCAAUGUUUCUGUUAUGCUACAGCCGUUUGACUACGAUCCCAAUGAAAAGAGUAAACACAAGUUCAUGGUGCAGUCCAUGCUGGCUCCGUACGGCAUGACUGACAUGGAAGGCGUUUGGAAGGAGGCGAAGCCUGAAGAGCUGAUGGAUUCAAAGUUGAGAUGUGCAUUCGAGAUGCCUCUAGAAAAUGACAAAAAUCAUGAGAGUGAAAGCGACCAAACUGUGUAUUCCUCUCCCUCCUCUGUUAAGACUGAGCUCUCCACACUGCCCAAGUCAGCCAGCGCCUCGCUGGACGACGGGGAGGUGAAGAAGAUCACGGAGGAGUGCAAGCGGCUGCAGAUGGAGGUGCACAGGCUACGGGAAGAAAACAAACAGAUGAGGGAGGACGACGGCCUGCGGAAGAGAAAGGUGACCUCGAUGGGCUCUCCUCACUCUCCUUCCUCCUCCGCCAUGGCUACCAUGAGGGACGAAGGCCUAAGCACCCGCAUCCUGGCGCUCUGUGUUCUCUUCUUUGUCAUUGGAGUCAUCAUUGGCAAGCUGGCCCUGUAAAGACUCAGACGGACAGAGCACAGUGACAGACGGGCGGACGGCGUACUCGGCAGGACACGUGUCAAUGACGGCAACGGGGAUGUCUUCUGGGUUUAAUGUUGGUUUCUCUUUCUUUCCUUUUUUUUUUUUUACAUUUAAGGCAACAUGAUUGUUUGUCUGGAUGGAAAAUAGUUUAAUGUGUAAAAAGAGAAUGAAGCAAGGCGAUCCCAAGUUAAACCACGAGUGCGAGGGUUUUUGUCACAGGUCUUGCCUUUGUCCUUUUUUUGGUGAAAUAAUCACCACCUCUGAUCUGUUCUUUCCGUCCAUCCCUCCCUCCUUCCUAAAUGAUCUUCCGCAACUUGCACAGGUAACAGUGGUGUGUGGAAGUGGCUUCACGCUGACUGAAUGUCUAAAGUCUUUUGUUGAUUCUUCAAGUUCCUCACUCUGUCUAUAAGAAAGAUCUAACACUACUCUUCUUGUCUCUUCCACUUAUUACUGAUAUCUACAAAAAGAAUGAACUCAAUGUAUUGUUUUCUAAACGGUAUCUGGUAAAAGUGUGUCUGUCUGUAUGUCUGUCUGUUGCAGGAGAGUUGAUGCGGAUGUUUUUAUUUGAGGAGAUCCUAAAUGAUGAAAUCGCAGGCUGUUUCAGAACGAAGGAAGAGGGGUGGUUUGAAAACUUAACUUUCAUCUGGACAGAUUUCCUGCACAUAACUGAACAAAAAUGGGGGUCUUUGUUGAAAAUCAAAUUAAAACUUCAUUCAUUUUUUGCCAUUUAAAAAUGCUAACCUUCAAAAUUACGAUAAAGAAUUCAUGCUGCAUGGUGAAUUAGUUUUAAAAAAUGGAAUUUAGUUCAAGACAUCAGAUCUUCCCAGAUGUUAUAAAUGAUUGCUUCCUCGGGUUGAGAGAGAGGCACCAAAAUGAAUACCCCCCCCACCUUAAAAACACUGCACAAAACAGUACAGUUUUCCAAUGGUCACUUUUAAUAUAUAGCAUACAGUAUGUAACGAUAGAUUUGGCCACUUUGCUCAAAGUAUUGUAUUUGCUCAAAGUAUUGUAUUUGCGUCCUUGAGUGUAUCACAGCAGUUUUCUUUAUUUUGUUUCCCUCAUAUAAUCAUUUAGUCGGAUGCUUCUGUUUAUAAUAUUCAAAUGCACUAUUUUCAAGUGUCCAGUCUGCAUGAAAUGACCUGGAUUUAUUAUGAUUAUUAUUUGAGUGAAGCUCUAUUGGCAAAACAAAAACAGUUUUCUCAAAUGGUUUUUCUGUGUUUUGUUUCCUUUCAAUUAUCCUUUUGUUUUAUGUUGGGAUCUGUGUGUUCUGAGAUAACAGACAACACAGCUGUAUUAUCUCUGGCUGUCACAUGACCAUCUCAGCAGGUUGUUCAAGGAAAAAAACGAAUAUAUCUGUAUUUUUCGUUGCCUGAGGGAACUCGGGGAGCAGAGAAGUGGGAAUGUGGGCGGUUGGGAGGAGAACUGACCUGUGACUACACACUACAUUAAAGCUUCAGCGCUUCAGACCACACAUGCAAAGAUAGUCACACAACAAUGUAAUCACACAUUAAUUGGAUACUCUUUUGUAUGUACAUAAAAGCUACGUAAAAAGAUAACUGGCAAUGUUAUUAAUAUACUGCAGUAAAGGAAGGAAAUAAUUAAUCAACCACCAUGGAUGAUGUAGCAUCAUGAUUAAUUAAAAUGCAUAAACCCCCAA
Molecule: messenger RNA, 2807 nt
Organism: Pseudoliparis swirei
Lineage: Eukaryota; Metazoa; Chordata; Actinopteri; Perciformes; Liparidae
Product: vesicle-associated membrane protein-associated protein B-like
Exons: 6
Coding region: 380-1126 (248 amino acids)
Biological process (GO): endoplasmic reticulum membrane organization
Cellular component (GO): plasma membrane; endoplasmic reticulum membrane
Molecular function (GO): FFAT motif binding
Source: RefSeq, a predicted model, not a curated record